Messenger RNA from Dentiscutata heterogama, 286 nucleotides. The record is from the annotation of a GenBank genome assembly. NCBI's taxonomy places the organism in Eukaryota, Fungi, Glomeromycota, Glomeromycetes, Diversisporales, Gigasporaceae.
UUUGAAUCUGGUACUUCUGCGAACACCUGUAAUGCUGUUACCACGUCGGCAAGUAUUGGUUUUGGUAAUACAAACAUUGAUACUUUAGAACUGUCAGCUGUUUUUUGGACUAAAGUUAAAAGCAGUCAAUUUACUGGUGUUCAAUUUAACAACCUAGGUUCCGGUAGUGGCUUCGGUACACAAAAUACGAAUCCAACAGGAUUUAGGCUCGCAGCUAAUCCACAAACAAGCACUCAAUUUGGAUUUGCAGCAGGAAGUUUCUCUCAACCUUCAGUGUCAAGCACGA